AUCAUUAGCAGCUGUGACCACUAUGUAAAAGUAUAUAAGAGGCCGGGCAAUAUGUUUGUACCUCCAUUAGCGAAACUCGCUUGUCUUCAGCGUAUUCUCAUUGAUCUGACUUGGACGAAGAAAGGAUCUGAAGUCUGCAGACGAACCAUGGUUCACACUUCACUGAUGAUCAUCGCCCUCCUUGCGGGCGUCCUUUUCUUGGAGAAUGUCGCCUCCGAGUCGACUCCAGAAACGCAAAACGUCUUCGUCGUGCUCAUGGACGAUUUAGGCUAUGCUGACAAUCAAGGCGCCGAUCCCGAGAUGCGAACCCCUAACAUGCAGCUUCUUAGGCAAGAGGGCGUCACCUUCAAUCAGUCCUACGUUCUGCAGGUGUGCGCUCCUACCCGCUCCGCCAUACUCACGGCCAGAUACCCCUACACAUACGGCAUGCAGAUUAACCAGAUCAAAGGCGCUAACCUGGCGUGGCUGAACACAUCUUUAAAACUCUUUCCCGAGUACAUGAAAGAGAACGGCUACGCCACCUACAAGGUGGGCAAGUGGCACCUUGGCCACUGCAACGAGACCCUAACUCCCUUGUGGCGAGGGUUCGACUACGACUUCGGCUUCUACACUAACUCUCUGGGCUUCUUCAACCACUCGGGGCAGGGUCCCUUCUCCUACGACUUCCGCAACCAGACUGAAGUGUACUACGACCAGGGCACGUACGCAGCUGACCUUUUCGCCCAGUACGUCCGCAACGCCAUCGUCAACCGCAACAAGAGUAAGCCCAUGUUCAUGUACUACGCCAUGCAGAGCGUGCACUGCCCGUGCGAGGCCAAGCAGGACGUGGUGGACAGGGUGUGCCCGCACAUCAAAAACCUCGAGCGGCGCACGCGCUGUGGGAUGGUGUACUCGGCCGACCAGGCUCUCGGAGAUCUGCGAGAUGUUCUCAUCUCUGAGGGAAUAUACAACAACACCAUCGUAGUGCUGUUGGCUGACAACGGUGGACCUCUGGAUGGAGGCGGCUCUAACUGGCCACUUCGAGGGCAGAAAUCGUCGUUUUGGGAGGGAGGCAUGAGAUCGUUCACUGUGCUGCGCAGCGGCAAACUCAGGUACACCAACACCACCUACAAGGGCAUGAUCCACGCCGUGGACUGGCUCCCGACCUUGAUGAGGGCCGCCGGCCUUAUCCCGCCAACCACAGGCCUCGAUGGUCAAGACUUGUGGAAUCAGAUUCUCACCAACAACGCCACCGGCAGGACAGAGUUUGUCUACAACAUGGAUGACAGUACUAACCGCUACUGCAUUCGAAAAUUCGAAUAUAAAUAUUGCGAAGGUGUUCCUGGAAGGAAAUACAACGGCUGGUAUCCCCCUGCCUCCAUGAUACCGAGUCUAAAAAACCAGAUUUACUCCGGAAACCUGACGUGGGGCGACAUCAACUUCGGCAAAGACAUCCAGAUGAGCAACAUUUCCAAAAUUCUGCUCUUCAACAUCGAAGAAGACCCCCAGGAGAUCUACAACCUCCAAGACAUCUACCCGUUAAAAGUGGAGGAGAUGAAGAAACUGCUUCGCAAAUAUAAAAAGUCCCUGUUCCCCUUCGUGGAAGCCGAGAAGGCAACCAACGCCUUCGUCAAGUACAACGAGACGUUUGGCUACGAGGGACCCGGAUGGUGCAACCCCUAAAUAUUAAAAGAUGUAAAUGACACAAUCUUCAGACGUUUCGGUUACCAGUUGAUGUUCUGAAGAUCUGAGAUUUCAAGAAGAAAUAAAAUUUCUGAUUUUAA
Molecule: messenger RNA, 1763 nt
Organism: Pomacea canaliculata
Lineage: Eukaryota; Metazoa; Mollusca; Gastropoda; Architaenioglossa; Ampullariidae
Product: arylsulfatase J-like
Exons: 5
Coding region: 52-1662 (536 amino acids)
Source: RefSeq, a predicted model, not a curated record